GUCCUCCUCGAAAAAACGACCCCAUGGAUCGUAUGUGCAAUCAGUUUAUUACGACCUAAUCUUACAUUUUAAAGUGAAGCGCCCUCUUGCGCUUCUGUAAAUAUUGGUAGUGUCGUGUGUCAUGAAAUGACGUUUGAACGUCGUUACGAAAUUCAAAUACUAUUUGUUUUAUUUUUGUAUUUACACAAGAUUACUUAAUACCGAAAACUGUUUUGGAGCUAUUUUAGACCUAAACUCUUGUCAUAUACAAUUUCAAUUAUUAUUAUUAUAUUUUAAAUAAAAAUAUAAUAUUAAAAAUUUUAAAUACAUUUUAAAAUAACUUUUAACUUUUUCUAAGAAAGCACAAAAAUUGCUUAAAUGUUUAAAAGCACUGCAGAUAUUUGGUUUUUUUCACGUUACAAAUAUCACUAUAUGACCAUUGUGACGCACACACGCAAUUAAAAAAAGCGGAAGAGGAAAAAAGAGGAAGAUGAUGCAAACGAAGAAGAAGAAGGGAGUCCUGGACCAUGCCAUGCCCUGAUCGUGGUAGCUAAGGCGAGUCGUAUUUGUGGUGAUACCUUCCAUAGAGUCUUUCGAGAGUUUGCCUUCUGCAAUUUUAAGAAAGAAGAUCUGUGCCUGACGGAACCCUUUAAAUGCCCAGCAUGUACACCAGACAUGCUGACUAUAUCUGCAGAUGGUAAUAGAAAACAUUACCGGUUCAAGAAGUCCAAAGGGUAAGGUGGGGCGGCAGAAAUCAGGUUGGUGCAGGAAAUACUGUUGGUGAAGAGGUGGAACAGGUCAAUAGCUUCCUUUCAAGGGCAGCUCUUACUACAAAAUACAUGACCAAGUCAGGCAGAGCGGAUAUGAUAACCAUGCUUGCCAUUAGAUGGAACCAUAGGAAGAUGGAGAAUCUCCAUACGACACUAGCGAAAAGAUUUUUCAAAACUACACAGAGAGCAGAAAUGGAAGCAGCCAAUCUUGAGAGUCUUAAACAGGAGUUUAGCAUCUCUGUGGAAGAUGUGGAUCGGUGGGUGUGUGAUGUCAGGCACUGGGCUGCCACUGAGAAACACAGUUCUGACAGUAGCCAGGAAGAACUCCAGAGAGAAAUCGAUGAGAUUAUUUAUUCCAUACGAAGAAAGAAGCAAGAUCUGUAUCGACAAAAUGACAGCAGUCAAACAAGGCAACGCAAACGACGGAGAAUUGGUGAGCUUAAAAAGACACUCAGCGAGAAAAUUGUGCUGUACAACGCCAUUCCUGGCUGUGAAGAGAAAAUUGACACAGAAGCAGCAUGCAGUCUCUGUGAUGUCAUUCUGCCUUGGGAAGCACAAGGAGAUGUGGUGAGUCUCCGCUUGAAGAGGCGACUAUUUGAUCAAGUCAUGCUGGUCAGGCGAUUGGAGGAGGAGAAGAUCAUUAUUAUAAAAGAAAUGACUCAGCACUAUCAACAUCUAAAAAAAGUGCUGGACAAACUGGACCGCCUCCUAGGAGAGACUGAGGAAAUGAAGAUCCAUGAUUCACCCAGAGAGCUGACCAGAGAAGGGCAAAAGGGGCUAUACUGCUUUAUCUUACACAAGCGACACAUUCUGCAGCAAAAACUUGCAGCAGUCACCAGCACCUAUGCCAGUGUCAGCACUGACCCUUCUUUCUUCACUCUGGAGGAAGAUGUUGAAGAGGAGAGUGAGGACGACAACAACAGUUCAGAACUUUCUGAAGAAGAGUUUUAAAAUGUUAGCACAAACUUUGGAAGCAUUUUAUUCAGCGUCUACUCAAAAGACUCUUGAGUUUCAACUAUUAAAAAAUGAACAAAUAAAUGUCAUUCCAACCCUAA
Labeo rohita (rohu) is the source of this 1804-nucleotide messenger RNA. RefSeq lists its product as uncharacterized. The transcript is spliced from 9 exons. Lineage: Eukaryota; Metazoa; Chordata; Actinopteri; Cypriniformes; Cyprinidae. The record is from RefSeq and is a predicted model, not a curated record. The coding region runs from base 819 to 1700 and encodes 293 amino acids.